Scleropages formosus (Asian bonytongue) is the source of this 857-nucleotide messenger RNA. RefSeq names its product SLP adaptor and CSK interacting membrane protein (gene scimp). The transcript is spliced from 5 exons. NCBI's taxonomy places the organism in Eukaryota, Metazoa, Chordata, Actinopteri, Osteoglossiformes, Osteoglossidae. Bases 150 to 596 code for a protein of 148 amino acids. The record is from RefSeq and is a predicted model, not a curated record. Gene Ontology annotation, cellular component: immunological synapse; tetraspanin-enriched microdomain; membrane.
UUCUGCAACAGUUUUCUGAAAGCACUACAUGUACCACUUGUAUCCACGAAGGAGCUCGACCACGGUCUUAGUAAUUCUUGGCUCUUCCAGAUGAGUUCUUCGAGUUAGAGGUCUCACCCUUCUUCUCUGAAGGUGGUCUUCAUCCGAGGAUGGUGCCGUUGCGGGAAAACUUCUGGCUGUUCCUGGUAAUUGGAAUGGUGCUGGUCUCACUGGUCAUAGGCCUUAUAUUUCUCCUCAUCAACAAGUGCAUCUCCAAGAGAGCAGCUCAAUACAAAAAUACUUUCCAAAAUUCAAAACCUCAAUUUUAUACCCAGAACAGCCAAUACCAUCCAAAACAUCUUGAAGAACAACUGCCUCCCCUUCCACCAAGGAAUAUUGCUGCCCCAUCAUCCCCUGCUUCUGCCAGCUAUGAAGACAUUUCAAGCGUGCCAGACUACAUAAAAGUGGACGAGAAGACACCACCGCCCCCAUACAAGCAGAAAGAGACUCCACAGUCCAUGACUACAUCCCUGGCCCACGAUACCACCUCUAUGGAUUCGUACGAUGAUGUGAUUUCACCCGCAUAUGAAAGCGAAGACUACGAUGAUGUGGUAUAAGCUUGCAAGCUUCCGAUGCAGAAAAGCAGGGCUCGGACCUCGCAAGGAUGGACGAAGUCUGGUCCUUUAGACACAGUCCACUGCUUAAUCAAUUCAGUACCACUCCCUCAGCACUUAAAAGCAUUUUAACUUUUUCCUCGUACACAGUCAUAAAACCAUAUGCUUAGAUAUUACUAUAACUUCAGAGUCUCAUUUUCCUGUAUUGGAUAUUUUGUUAAGUGUUGGUGAACCUCAUCACAUCCCUCAGUUAUAUUUAAUACA